This is a messenger RNA of Xyrauchen texanus (razorback sucker), 4363 nucleotides long. RefSeq names its product CXADR-like membrane protein. Lineage: Eukaryota; Metazoa; Chordata; Actinopteri; Cypriniformes; Catostomidae. The record is from RefSeq and is a predicted model, not a curated record. Gene Ontology annotation, cellular component: cytoplasmic microtubule; membrane; cell surface. Bases 279 to 1448 code for a protein of 389 amino acids. The transcript has 7 exons.
GAAGGAGGAGAGGAGGACGGAGAUAACGGACACGCGUCCUAGUUCAAGUGAAGGAGAACUUCGGUUCUCCGGGCAUCUCUCGCAGAUAACACGGGCGUUUCUGAAAGAGCGCGAGGACGCUUGGGCACCUUAGAGAUGCUUGUUGUGGUUUCAGCCGGUGAUGUCGCUGCGUUUAUGUUGAGAACAAAACUGAGAGAUCAUUUCAAUGACUCAAUGUGCUCACUCUGAGGAGCAAAAGAGACGUUUUUGUUGGAUUCUCAGUGCUGUCCGGAGAAGUGAUGUCUACCAGCGCUCGCGCCCUGUUCUUGGUAUUGCUGAGUGUGCUUCAGGUGAACAGCCAGACAGAGAUGAAGAGGGUAGUCGGAGACAAUGCCACAUUGCCAUGCCACCAUCAGCUGUGGCAAGCCGACACUUCUCUACUGGACAUCGAGUGGAUGCUGCAUAAAUCCAGCACCCGACAGAAAGUGGUGAUCACAUACUUUGCGGGUCGAAUCUAUGACCCCAAUGAGAGCGAGGUGGGACGGCUGUCCCUGACGGGUGACUUCCUGAAGGGUGACGCUUCACUCAUGAUCAGUGACCUCUUGCUCACUGACUCUGGAGAAUACAUCUGCAAGGUUAAGAAUGGUGGGAAGUACUACUGGAACACAGUCAAACUCAUCGUGCUCUUGAAGCCAUCCAAACCGCGCUGUUGGAUGGAGGGUCGACUGCUGGAAGGAAGUGAUGUCAGAAUGAGCUGUAAGUCCACAGAUGGUUCUGACCCCAUCAGCUACAAAUGGGAGAGAGUCCUGGACAAGGGAAAACAUGCCAGGAAGCUCCCACUUCUGGCACUCAUAGAUCUAAAGAAUCCUGAGAUUGUGACAUUGAGAAAUCUGACGAGGGAAAGCGCAGGCGUCUAUAAAUGCACCGCCAGCAAUGAUGUCGGUGAAGAGAGCUGCACUCUAGAGGUCAAAGUUCACUAUGUCCGGGGCAUGGGAGUGAUGGCGGGCGCCGUGGUGGGCGUGUCCUUUGGCGUUCUCCUCAUCAUCCUCAUUGUCUGGCUUGUUUUUCGCAAAAAAGAGAAGAAGAAAUAUGAAGAGGAGGAAGCACCCAAUGAAAUAAGGGAGGAUGCAGAGGCUCCCAAAUCCAAACUUGUGAAGCCUAACUCUCUCUCCUCCUCCCGAUCUGGAAGUUCUCGCUCGGGGGCAUCCUCCACUCAGUCGAUGGUGCACAACAGCGUCCCCCGUGGCCCCAGGCCUCGCCUACCCAUCGUAGCUGCUCUUAAAGAGGGUGGGCAGCCCGAAAACUAUCCUCCGGUACCACCUGCAUAUAACCAUGUGGUUUCAAAACCUCCGGAGCCCAGAAAUAGCCCGAAACCCAGCCCAGCAAAGCUCGGCCCGGGCACCCUGACCAGGAUGGGCGCCACACCUGUGAUGAUCCCUGCCCAAACCAAGGCAUUCCAGACUGUUUAGGAAUACCUAUGGACCAAAUACACACACACACAGUACAUGUAUAUAUAUAUAUAUAUAUAUAUAUAUAUAUUACACACACAUGCACAUACACUGCAUUGAGCGGAGAACUUGAUUCUCAGCUCUGGUAACAGGAAAGUUCCUGAAGGAUUUUUAAUUUCUACAUCAAUGGAAAACUCACAGAGUUGGUCUGGCCUUUUAAGGAAACAUAAUGUCCCUCGGUUGGAAGUGAAUAUUAUUUUCUGCACAUCACCACCCUCUUAUAUCAAAGCUAUUUUUAUUUUUGCAGCUGAUGUGCACAUUGAAGUGGAAGGUGACCCCUUGUGGAGUGUAUGCAUUUUUAAAGGGUAAAGACAAGGAAAGAGGGGGGUUUCAGAGUAGAGGGCUGUGCCUUGUUGUAUUAUGUUGGGAUUGAACAAACAAACACAGUAGAGUUGAACAAAGAUAAAGCUCUGCCUUUACUCAGACAGACAGCCUGUCUACCUGACCACACUUUUGCAGUCUAUGCUUGGUUAAAACUGACAGCUACAGAAACGUAAAGAGAAUUCUUUACAUAAAGAGAAUUAUUUUUUGUCACCUGCGUGUAAACCCCCACAAAGAUUCACACCUGCCACUCAUUUCCUCAGCCAAUAAGCAUUUUCCAGGUAACCCCACAGGCCUCACACCUCAACAGCCAAUAGCAUGACACCUUCUGAGAGCAGAAACUACGAUUGGCCCAAAACAAGAAGAACACCCAAAUCAACACACCACAGCAUAAAGAAUAAUAGAUUUUUAUAAUUUUUUUUGCUGCUCAUUUAAGUAAGUAAAUGUAAGUAUUCCAUAUUUAAUAUGUAUUUAUAAGAAUUCCAUAUAAAUAUUUCAGUUAAGUAUCAGUAUAUCUAAAAACCAUUUGUAACGUGUGUCAAGUUCAUUCCCUUUAAAUCAUUAAUUCACAGUUGGAAACAUGUCUUUAUGAUUAUGAAAACAGUAAUGGGGUUGUUUGCGUCUAUUGGGAAUUCAUUUGGACACUUGGCUCUUGGUUCCGUGUAUUUGCAAUUGAAAUCAUAUCUCUGGUUGGUGUAUCCCAUUGGAUGCGAGCUGGAUGUUGUUACGUCAAGCUUAUUCUGUGCUGUUAGUUUGAAUUAAAUGGAUCUGUUCAUUUUCUUGCUCUAUUGAAAUUAUUCCAACAAAACAAAUGACCCACACAGAAAUCUACGCAGAAGUUCUUCACAUACUGCAUCCCUUUAGUUUUUUUAUGAAAUAUUUGGCUGAUUUGAUGUAUGCAUUAAUCUACCAAUAAGAAUGCAUACUCGUAGCUCACUUUAAGACAUUUUACCAUGUUUUAAAUCAUUCCGCAGAUUUUCCAGCAAAAUCAGUGGCGAAAAAAAUUUAAUAGCCUGCAUAUUCUGUUCGGGUCUGCAAAUAAGCGAUAAUUUGAAUGUGUUUAUAUUGUAUAGCCAGGGCUGGACUGGUAAUCUGGCAUACCGGGCAUUUUCCCGGUGGGCCAACACACUUUGGGGCCGAUCAGGUGCGUACUGGCCAUCGGGAGAACCGUGGGGUCAGGUUGGUCGGUAGCGAAAUGUGCCGAAUGGGCCGUUCUAAGCAAACACUUCCGCGUUAUGCAGAACGGACCAUAAAACGGCGGCGCGAUAUGCAGAAAAGGACAGCGAACACCCCCCCAGUUGGGCCAGUUGCCAUGUAAAAUCCCAGGCCGAUUUCUCUUCUCAGUCCAGCCCUGUGUAUAGUUGUCUGUUUUUGCACACUUUUAUCUUACUCAACAAUUUAGUUACGUUUUCUUUAUUUUUUGCAUUAUUGUAACUGCUGUAGCCUAGAUGCUUAAAACACUUAAGUGCAGAUAAGAAUUCACUAUUUUACAAACAACUAUUUUUUUGUAACCUAAUUGAAUACCGUUAUUCUAAUGCCUUUGCUUAUAUACUUUCUAUUUUCCAUUGUUUUACCAUCUUACAUUUUUAUACAAUUAAAUACAUUUUAAUGCUUGAGGAGGCAUUAAUUCCCUGAACAGCACAGAACCAGCUGGACAAAUGUGCUUUGUGACCACAUUAGUAAACAGCAUGGGGACGUAACCUGAAUGUCUCCCUGCAAAGAGUCAGUCUUGUUAUUUAUUUCUUCAGAAUGAAUUAGACAGACGAAGAAGAUCUAAAGUGAAAGAAAAUAUUUAAGUGCACAGGAUGUGCACCCAGUUUCAUUGAUUUGGCUUCAGCUCACAGCCUGCUCGAUUUUCUGAGUUUGAAAUCUAUUUCCAAACACAGGGAAAGUGAGGAAAUGAAGUCAUAUUAGUCAAAAUACUUUCUUGCAACCUGCUGUUUCUGUACGGCUGGGUCUGCUGUUGAUAUGCGCUGAGAUGCAUGAUUCAGUUGAGUUUGUGUUCGGUCUGUCACAGCUGAACAGUUUGAAUGCUGAGCUCUGUUGUUAAACACCCUGCAUACAAUUGCUUGAGAGAAUGUGCAUCUAAACACUAUUGGUGAUGGACCUGCAUGACACAGAUUGCUAAAGAAAGACGAGUGUUUUGGCUAAGUGCUAAUAUCAGUACAUUAUAUACUAAGAAUCAUAUUAUAAAAAAGGGGGUUUUGGUAAAAAUGUUACUCGUGUAAAUAAGGGGCAUUUGUAUUUACAUCAAAUAUCAUUAUAAAGUACAGAAUGAACAUUGAAUGAAAUAAUAUUUUGCACUUUGACAGCUGUGCUCUCUAUAGUUUAGUCUGGUCAGUCUGGUUUUGUUUAAGACUGCAUGAGUUAGGAAACCACAUGCCAAACUUUUCUUCUAUCGCUUGGUAUUUUUAAUUUUUUUUAACGUUACUGUCUUUAGUCAAAAGAGAAAAAAAUACAUGUACUGUACAUAUCUCCUUUCUUCAUUUCAGAUUUAUAUUUGUACACGAUCUUAAUGAAAUUUCCUUUGGUUUGUAAUAAAGCAUUCAAUGGCA